This is a messenger RNA of Fonticula alba, 1159 nucleotides long. RefSeq lists its product as hypothetical. The transcript has 3 exons. The record is from RefSeq and is a predicted model, not a curated record. The coding region runs from base 208 to 1035 and encodes 275 amino acids. Lineage: Eukaryota; Rotosphaerida; Fonticulaceae.
CCCUCCUCUGUCCCCUCCAAGCCCCCUGCCACACGCCCCCCCACCCGCGCCUCCACUCGAUCUCCCUGCACCCGUCACCCUCCAAGUCGGUCGCCCGCUUGCAUUUUUAUUACCCUCUGUGCUCCGCCCACUUCGAGGAAAGGACACCCCUCCUCCCCGCCCAGCUAUCGCCCCACCACGCGGAGAGCGUCGGCUCCGGAUCGCACAAUGGCCUCACUGUUUCACCGCCGCUCGGCGUCCUCUGCCACCUCGACCACGUCCAGCUCCUCGCUAAACUCCCCAGGCGAAGGUGGCUCGGGUAGCUCAUCCUCCCUCUUCAAGCGGCCGCUCCUGAACAAGUCCUUCUUCGGCAGCAAGUCCAGCAACCUGUCCAGCCAAACUCCCAGCGACAACUCCUUCGACAUCCUCCUCCAGUCCGGCGAAACCAUCCUGCUCAGCCUCUCCAACAAUGGAAGCACCACCGACACCAGCCUCGAGCUCGAUCAGCCCCCUGCCGCCCUCGGGCCGGAUGAUGAGAACGACCCGUCCAACCACCUGGUCGACCUGCUGAAGGCCGAGAACGUCCGCCUCAACCUGCAGGUGGUCAAACUGCGCGAGGAGCUGGCCGUUUCGCGCGGCGAGUCCCUCUCCAGCCUGACCCUACCUACCAUCGACGACAAUCUGCUGGCCUCGCUGACGAGUGCCGCCGGGCCCGGACCCCUGGGACCCGGCUCCGAGUCCGGCGACGCCAGUCCCCUGAUGCCGAGCACCGACGCCGGAUCCGCCCCGUCGGUCGACUGGGAGGCCCAGUACAUGGAACUGAAGGAGCGCAGCAACAAGCUCGCCCAGCAGGCCGUCAUCACCAUUGAAGACCGCAUGAAGCGCAUCCAGCACCUUGAGGGCGAGAAUGGGGCCCUCUUCGACCGGUGCCAGACUCUGGCCUACGAGAUUCUGGAGGUGCGCUCCAGCCAGCGGUGGUGGCUUUACCUCGGGGUGACUGCCCUGGCGGCGGUGGCCCUGGCGGCGGCCGUGCUCGGGCUCCGGUGGCACUGCUGAGGGCCUCCCUUCCCCUCUCUCUGCCCCUUUUCUCGCUGCGAGAGCGAGAGUGCGAGGGCGCGACGCGCGUGCGUUCCGCCCUCUCCUCCGCCGCCCGACUCGUGCUCACCGACUCCCCCCCCCC